Messenger RNA from Haliotis rubra (blacklip abalone), 644 nucleotides. RefSeq lists its product as uncharacterized. The transcript has 3 exons. The record is from RefSeq and is a predicted model, not a curated record. NCBI's taxonomy places the organism in Eukaryota, Metazoa, Mollusca, Gastropoda, Lepetellida, Haliotidae. The coding region runs from base 265 to 570 and encodes 101 amino acids.
UGUUUUCGAGCGUCUUUGAAUGUUUCAGUGACUGAGAUUUUGUUACGGGAGGUGCGCGUGUUUGACAAUGAGACAGUGACCUUUCACCUGUCUCAUAUCAACCCAUCAACGUUGACACUGAAGGCAGAGAGCUUCGCCUAUUGCAGGAUAUACAACAAUGGUUCGGGUGACAUCAAGUUCUUCCUGUCAGACCUCUCAGUCCCCAAACAAAUCAGCACCGGAGCUGAACUCGUCCAUAGCUUGAAGGUUGGGCGCGCCGUCAGGAUGACGUCGUACUACCAGUACUGUGACGGCACUGACGUCAACGCUAUCGGGGGAGGGGAGCUCAGGGCGUAUGAAUUUAUCGGCGAUGAUGUUGAGGUAACGCUUGAAGCUUUCAUCGGUAACUACAAGACCGGAGAAGGGUAUGCAUACAACCACGUGAUUGGUCACUUCAUGUCCAAUGGCAGCAUUACUUUCACAGCCACCUUGGACGACGCCUUCACCUUUAUCCCGCUGUACGUCAUCAACUACCACUGCAAGAUCGACAGCGGAUAUUUUGACGGAGAAAUUAGCUUCUUUCUACCAUAACAUGACGUAUCUCCAAUGUAAAUAUGUAAAGUUCAACUUGAUAAUGAACAAGACAAUAAAAUGAUUAAAAUGUA